UCCAACAUUCGCGGAGGACCGCAGGCUUUUGAGGCACAACAACGUCGCCUGGACUUUGCGAGCGUGAAACAGGCCUGUCCUAAGGGCAUCUACCUCACGCCCACACCACGCGAUCCACACGUCUGGCAAGGUGUGUUAUUUGUUCGCAAAGGUAGGGUCGCCAUGAUGAAUGUUUGGACGACUUCUCAAACGCUCUANGGCCCUUAUACACCCGCAAUCCUCAAGUUCUCCCUGCUCCUUGCUGCCGACAAACCUCCAACCAUCACCUUCUCAACCGACAUUUUCCACCCCUUGGUUACCCCUCUGACCACAUACACCUACACCACGAGCGACACAGGCGCCGACACUGUCCAUGCCACCGAUGACGAGCGUCUUCCACCCGGUGGCUUCAGCUUACGACACGGCUUUUCUCAAUGGUUUGGACGCAAGAAGCCGAAGCCCACAUCUCAAGUCGGCCUAGACGCAGAAACAGCAUCGACGUCAGAACGCUCGCAGUCAUCGUACGGUCCUCUGGCCAUUGUGCAGAUCUUGUUCUACAUGCGAAGUGCAUUCGACACAGCUGAGGUGCUUGACAAGGUGCCACUCGAAGCGGCGGGCAAUCCAGGCGCAUGGCAUGCAUGGCAGACUCAUAGAGCGCGAGUCAUUGGCAAUGCGCCUCUCUCUGCGACACCAGAGGAUGGNAAAUACCCCACGUCUCCUACUUCACGUCAACAGCCAGGUGGUGCUCGAAGGCCUGGCCAAUGGAAUUGGGAAGGAGUCUGGGAAGAGAGGGUUAAGAAAGGCGUGCAAGCAAGUGUGUCACAGCAGACUCUAUUCGGUACUGCUGGUACAAAUGAUGACCUCAUAAACUUCCUGAACAUUGAUAUAGACGCGACUGAUGUUCCCUGGCAUACGGAGCAGGAAGCUGAUGAUAACCUGGUUGCUUGA
Molecule: messenger RNA, 927 nt
Organism: Aureobasidium musti
Lineage: Eukaryota; Fungi; Ascomycota; Dothideomycetes; Dothideales; Saccotheciaceae
Source: the annotation of a GenBank genome assembly